UUUACAUAAUUUAUAGACAUGGCAAUGAAAUGGCUAACCCUAGUGCUAACAUUGAUGGUCAUAUUUGAAGGGGAUUUGAUUAUGGCUAAUCUUAUGGAGGUGAAAUGCAUAAAACAUUGCAUGAAAGAUUGCAAAAAAGUUGGCAUUCCCUCUGCUUCCUGCCUCAAAUUCUGCCCACUUCACUGCAUUCCACCACCACCUAUGCUUUCAUCUGAAGUCCGCCAUUGCGAUGUUCGAUGCAUUCUUGAUCGUUGUCUUGACUACAAGAAUGAAGCAGAGAAACUUGAAGGUUGUGCAUCCAAAUGCAAGAACAAUAAUGAUUACUGCUAAGUGUGUUUUCCCAUCACAGGAAAUUACUACUUCAAUAAUGACAACUAUACUUCUAGUUUUUUGUUUCCGUUUAGUUCUCUUUUAGUAUAAUUUUAAUACAGAGUUUACAUAAUAAAUGUAGGGCCAUGAUAUGUAUAAGGUGGAAAAGUACUUAAUAAAAUAAUUAGUUUUCUUUA
Messenger RNA from Solanum verrucosum, 506 nucleotides. Its product is annotated as protein TAP1-like. The transcript has 2 exons. Bases 19 to 330 code for a protein of 103 amino acids. The record is from RefSeq and is a predicted model, not a curated record. Lineage: Eukaryota; Viridiplantae; Streptophyta; Magnoliopsida; Solanales; Solanaceae.